Messenger RNA from Nicotiana tabacum (common tobacco), 1515 nucleotides. NCBI's taxonomy places the organism in Eukaryota, Viridiplantae, Streptophyta, Magnoliopsida, Solanales, Solanaceae. The record is from RefSeq and is a predicted model, not a curated record.
UACCGAGAUGAACAUCGGUUUUCAUGGACUUGCACUCCUCAACGAAGCAAAUGAAUAUUCUCCAUUGUUUAAGUUAUAGUUUCGCAUUCAGUUUCUUCUUCAGUGCGCAUUUACCACUAAACUCAGUUUACAUUUAAUCGUUUCAUUGAAGCUUAAACGGAAUAAUUGUUGCAAAAAUGAUGUCCCCAAAGCCACUUCCAGAAAAUCGAGGUUCAUCUCACCCGGCUACCAUUAGGCAAACUCCAGUGCAGAUAAUCCAUAUUGUUGGGAACUUUAUGAGAAUAUGGUCAGUUUACUCCAUGUACCGCUAUUUGUCUCAGACAGGGGCUUCAGUUGUUCUUUUUAUGUUCUGCUGUCUUCUUCCAUCGUGCAUCUGGUUUCUAGUAGCGCAAAAGCCUUGGAAGGGCAGGGCGCUUUCUAAUACACAGAUUGUCCCUUCAGUUGUAAAUGGUGGUAUAACAGCUCUUUACUUCAUCUUGUGGGGAAAGGGGCUUAAAUCUUGUGGUCCUGUUCGGGCCAUAUUGGGUGAGUAUUCUGGUGCUGUUCUAGGAGUAUUAUCUGGAGUACUGUAUGGCAGGAGGGACCAUGUUUGGAAAAAGGUUGGUGGACUCCUUGCAAUGCUAGCAUCCUUCUACUUUUUAUCACAAGGAUGGGCGAUGGCUACAUAUUCUCCAUUUCCAUUUAGCAAUGCCUCUGAUGAUGAGGCACGGACCGAACAGCUAGUAGGAAUGAAGGAAAUGGUAGUUCCCAUUCUCGCUGGAAUCUUGUCAGCACUUCGGAGGGUGAUCGCAAGAAGGGUCUCGCUUAAGAACCAACUGAAGAGGCGACUCCAUGCCAUAACCCUUACUUCUGCGACAUGCUUUUUGUUUCCUGUUGCCAUGUGGGACAUGAUUAUAGGAUCAAACAAUGUAGAGUUGCCAUUUUCAGCCUGGGCUUUUUCAAGCAGCAUCUUAUUUGGGAUGGUAUUGAUAUUUUACAUUGAUAGCAUUGCAGAGGAAAGGUUGCAUAUGGUUUUCUCUUCUCCGAGGCACUUAAUGGUUGCGGGAGGAUGCAUCAUUAUCAUGGAGAUAAUAUAUAAAAUGGACUUCUCUUUACUCGGCUUUCUUAUUUGUGCUGCCAUCUUGGGAUUUGGCAUAUAUGAAGCUACAUCCUUGGAUCGUUCUAGGAGAGAUUCUUUCCAAGGAUCAAGCUCCAAUGGCAUCUUGGACGAUCAAACUGAAAUGUUUCCACUUCCUACUUGAUGUGCAAUAGCAAUCAUACUUUUGACUCUAAGACAAGUGAUGCAACGAGGAGUACUUUCCAUGUUAUGCCCAAACCAUCGAGUGCCUGGAGUCGUGGAAAGCACCGCAGGGAUAUAUAACAAGCAGAAAUGUUCUGUGCCUGUUCGCUUUGAUGGUUGCCAUGUUGAUUGUACAUUGAAUUUAUGUUAUGGUUUGAUUUAUUUGACUGAUAGAGUUAGCAAAAUAUUUGUACAAACGAUAUAUAUUCCUUUAUGGAUUUUUUCCUUCUCCGCUA